Molecule: messenger RNA, 2134 nt
Organism: Erigeron canadensis
Lineage: Eukaryota; Viridiplantae; Streptophyta; Magnoliopsida; Asterales; Asteraceae
Product: E3 ubiquitin-protein ligase XBAT33
Exons: 10
Coding region: 223-1752 (509 amino acids)
Biological process (GO): protein targeting to chloroplast
Cellular component (GO): chloroplast outer membrane
Molecular function (GO): protein binding; chloroplast targeting sequence receptor activity
Source: RefSeq, a predicted model, not a curated record
AACAAUAUUGUCAUCAUCUAUUUUGUCUUCCAAAAUCUUUGUCACAAAUUCCCUUCUUUUACAAAUUCUUUCCAACAUAUCCAUACUUACACAUAUUUUCAUUCUGACAGUUGACCUAAUUUCUACUCCCACACACAAGUUAUUUAUACCAAACUCCACCUCAUAAUUAUAUAUAUACAUAUAACCCACAACCCAUUUCUCAUCUCCGAUCAACAAAUCGAAAUGGGCAAUUCUUUCGGCUGCUCAGCCUCCGGCGAACGGCUGGUAUCGGCGGCGCGUGAUGGUGAUUUUGUAGAAGCAAAAAUGUUACUUGAUUGUAAUCCAUGUUUAGCUAAAUAUUCAACUUUUGGUGGGCUUAAUUCCCCUCUUCAUUUUGCAGCUGCUAAAGGCCAUAAUGAUAUUGUCGCAUUGUUGCUUGAUAAUGGAGCUGAUGUCAAUUCUAGGAAUUAUUGCGGUCAGACGGCGUUGAUGCAAGCUUGUAGAUAUGGGCAUUGGGAAGUUGUUCAAACCCUUUUGCUGUUUAGAUGCAAUGUUACCAGGGCCGACUAUCUUAGUGGAAGAACUGCUCUGCAUUUUGCUGCUGUGAAUGGACAUGUACGUUGCAUACGACUUGUUGUGGCUGAUUUUGUGCCCAGUGCUCCUUUUGAAGUUCUAGAUGCACACGCAAAUGGUGAUGGAGGCAACACCCCUAAAAAUAAAUUUGACCAAAGCGCACUGGUCAAAUUUGUAAAUAAAGCUGCUGAUGGUGGUAUAACGGCUCUUCAUAUGGCUGCAUUGAAUGGGUAUGCUGAUUGUGUACAGCUGCUUCUGGAUCUGCAUGCAAAUACGUCAUCGGUGACUUUCCAUUAUGGAACGUCAAUGGAUUUGAUAGGAGCUGGAAGCACUCCAUUACAUUAUGCUGCUUGUGGUGGAAAUUUAAAAUGUACUCAGAUUCUACUUGCAAGAGGUGCUAGUCGUUUGACAUUAAAUUGCACGGGGUGGCUUCCUCUUGAUGUGGCGAGAACGUGGGGCCGUCAUUGGCUUGAACCAUUAUUGGCACCAAAUUCUGACCUGGCAUUACCCUUGUUCCCCCCAUCUAAUUAUUUAUCAUUGCCCCUCAUGAGUGUACUUAAUAUAGCUAGAGAGUGUGGUUUGCAGUCCCCAGCAACCCUUCCUGAUGAUACUGAUCUAUGUGCUGUCUGCCUGGAGAGAGCGUGCACAGUUGCCGCUGAAGGUUGCAGGCAUGAACUAUGUGUGAGAUGUGCCCUUUACUUAUGCUCAACAAGUAAUAACCCUUCUGAAUUAUUAGGCCCACCUGGAUCCAUUCCAUGCCCUUUGUGCCGACAUGGCAUCAUUUCAUUCACCAGAUUACCAGGCUCUCCCGCAAAAGAAAUCAAAUUACAUAUUUCCCUUGGUUUCUGUACCCCAUGCAUGCUUCACCCUCGGGAACCAAACGAGUCUACACCCGCUAACACCCCUGAGAUCAGCAAAAACCGGGUUGCUUCUGUUUCUCCAGAAUUAUUCUGCCCAGUUACAUGUAGCCCAUUUCCUUCAGUUGCCCUUCCUUUAUGUACCUGCAGUGAUGGCUCAUGCCCAUCUUCUGAAACACGAGAUGAUGAGGUUCAUGAUGGUUCACCAUCCCAUCGAACCACCUCUGGUGAGGAUGGCAAAUUGGGUGCGCUGAGGCUCGAGAAAACUAGCUGUUCAAGCAUGUUUUGGGGCAGGAGGAGCUGCAGCAGGGAGCAACAGUGCAAUUCCGAGAUCAAUGCUUGAUUGAUGAUAAAAUUUUAAUUUAUUAUGGAUCACUACAGGUAUCAUUUCUUGAAAAAGGAAGUGCUAUUGUGAAAGCAAUAAUAGUGGUUUUGCUGGAAUAGUUUAUGAUAUAUUAUGCAGGUACGUCAAUUAGCGUUGUGAAAGUUUGUUACGAUUGACACUUGGCUAUGGAACUCCACGUUUCCAUCUUGGUAAUGUUAUGGGAUUUGAUGUUAGGAUGUUUUAGGGGAAAAGGUUUGUAAAAUAGAAGAAAAAGAAAAAGACUUGGUGUUUGUAUAUUGUGUAUGGUGGUAGGACACAUUGGCAUUUGGUCAUUGUUUUAAUCUGAUUAGUGCUGUAUUAACAUAACUUGUUCAAAAUCAGCCAAUCCAUUUUUACAUGA